This is a messenger RNA of Rhodamnia argentea, 1490 nucleotides long. RefSeq names its product bZIP transcription factor 12-like. Gene Ontology annotation, cellular component: nucleus. Gene Ontology annotation, biological process: positive regulation of DNA-templated transcription. The coding region runs from base 235 to 1140 and encodes 301 amino acids. The record is from RefSeq and is a predicted model, not a curated record. Lineage: Eukaryota; Viridiplantae; Streptophyta; Magnoliopsida; Myrtales; Myrtaceae. The transcript has 4 exons. Gene Ontology annotation, molecular function: DNA-binding transcription factor activity.
GGCAACUUCCUCUCUCCUUCCUGUUCCAACUGCACGCGACUCUCUCUCUCUGUGAAUCUCUGCAGCAACGAUCGGCCGCUCCGUUGUCGGAAUCGGAAUCGGAAUCGAAAUUGCCGUCGGCUUCGAGGUGGUUGAGGACGAAGUCGUCGGAGAGAGUUGGUUUGUACUGAGCCCGAAGAAACCGGGGAAUCGGGAACCGCCGGUUGAGUCGAGGCCGAGAGACUCGGGGAGGUCAUGGCGUCGUCCAAGUUGAUGACCUCCACGACGUCGUCGAGGGGGAACCCGGAUCUGCCGCUCCAGUCCUCUAUAUCAUCCUCCCUCUCCGCUCUGAUCUCCGAUCUCCAGGACCACCACCACCACAACAACCACGCCAUCGCCGCCGCCGGCAACGCCGCCGAUACCUCCGGCGCCGUCACCAUGGACGACCUCCUCAAGAACAUCUACUCCGACGACGGCCCCGCCACUCCCGAUCCCGCGCUCUUCAACCACGGAGGCGGCGGCGGCGGCGGCGCGCCGCUGCCGGGCGCCGGAGCCGGGGACGCCGGCGGCAGCAAGACGGUGGACGAGGUGUGGAAGGAGAUCGUGGUGGGGAGCGAUGGGGCGAGCGGCAGGGGAGAGGAGGAGAUGACUCUGGAGGAUUUUCUGACGAAGAGCGGGGCUGUGAGGGAAGAGGACGUGAGGAUUGGUGGUGGUGGUGGUGGCGGAGGAGGGGCAGGGGGUUACUGUGGCGACGCGGCGGAUGAUCUGAACGGCCAUUUGAUUCAGGUCGGGGGGACGGUGGGUGUGGGUGGGGGCGGGGGUGUUAGCAACAACAAUGGCGGAUUUGAGGGAAGAGUGGUGGUUGGAAGAGGGAAGAGAAGGGCCGUGGAGGAGCCUGUUGAUAAGGCCACGCAACAGAAGCAGAAGAGGAUGAUCAAGAACCGAGAAUCGGCCGCUAGGUCCCGAGAACGCAAGCAGGCAUAUACAGCUGAAUUAGAAUCCUUGGUUACCCAAUUGGAGGAGGAAAAAGCACGCCUUUUGAGGGAAGAGGCUGAGCAGAGCAAAGAGCGGCUUAAACAGUUGGUGAAGAAUCUCGUUCCUGUGGUCGAAAGUCGCCGGCCCCGACGCCCUCUCAGGAGAAUCAACUCCAUGAACUGGUAGACAUGCUUUCCGAUGCUUGACCACCACUAACGGAGAGAUGAUCGAUUUACUCGAUGCGCCACAGAAAGGGACACGGAGGUCUCUCUCUCUGAGACAAGACAAUAGUGUGUGCAGAUGAUGGAGACAGGAUGAAAUUGGCCAGAGAAACAUGAUACUUACCGAUUCACAGUUAUUCAGGGACGUGGGUUGUUUCAGAAAGCUCAGGAAGUUCACACUGUAAAGAGGAGCUUUUCUGCAUAGUGCAGCCAGAUAUGUCAAUGUGAUUCUAGAUCGUUACUUUGAUUAUGAAGUAAAAACGUGGUUGUCGGUUUGACAAAGCGUAUAGCUUGUAUUCAUUAAUUGUCGCGCCA